AUGUGGGCCCCGGCGGCCUCGCCGGCGGGCAGGGCGCCCCGACCGCCGCCGCGGUUGCCGGCGGUGGUACGGGUCGUCGUCCCGCUGCCUGUCGCGGCGAGGGUGCGGGGGCUGCCGAUGCCGCCCAGUCGGCUCUGCCUAGCCGCGCCGCGUGCAUCGGAAAUGGCGGCCGCGGCCGAGGACGGGGAGGGGGAGGGGGAGAGGAGGUGGUGGAGGGGCGCGGAGGAGAUGGACGCGGCUGUGAGGCGCGAGCUGGCGAUCCGGAGGCUGCAGCAGGAAGCGGAGGAGGCGGGGACGGGGAGGAGCAGGCGGGAGUUCGCCGUGUUCGAGACGGCCAGGGGAGACACGCUCUUCACGCAGUCGUGGACUCCCGCCUCCGCCGACCCCGUCAGGGGUAUUGUUGUUCUGCUACAUGGUCUAAAUGAGCAUAGUGGAAGAUACGACCAUUUUGCAAAGUUGUUGAAUGAUCAAGGUCUUAAAGUUUAUGCGAUGGAUUGGAUAGGACAUGGCGGAAGUGAUGGCGCGCAUGGUUAUGUUUCAUCGCUUGAUCAUGCUGUUGGUGACUUGAAAGAAUUUUUAGAGGAUGUUGUGUUAGAAGAAAACUAUGGUUUGCCAUGCUUCUUAUUUGGCCACUCCACAGGUGGAGCUAUUGUUUUGAAGGCAGCACUAGAUCCUUGUGUGGAAGUUCAUAUAGAAGGUUUGAUCUUGACCUCGCCAGCUAUUCACGUUCAGCCAUCUCAUCCGAUUAUCAAAGUUGUUGCACCAAUCUUCUCGGUGUUGGCUCCGAAAUACCGGGUUAGUGCUUUGCAUAAGAGAGGGCCUCCUGUUUCCCGUGAUCCAGAGGCUCUGAAGAUCAAGUAUGCAGAUCCACUUGUGUAUACUGGACCGAUUAGAGUUAGAACAGGCAACGAAAUCCUCCGGAUAUCAUCAUACUUGCAGAGAAACUUAAGUAGAGUUACAGUCCCUUUUCUAGUUCUUCAUGGGACAGCUGACACGAUAACUGACCCAAGAGCAUCCCAACGACUUUACCAAGCAUCAAUGUCGACUCAUAAAUCAAUCAAGCUAUAUGACGGAUAUUUACACGACCUUCUCUUCGAGCCUGAAAGGGAUGAUAUAGCCAAUGACAUCAUCACUUGGUUGAGCUCAAGACUUAAUGCUCUCCACAGAUGGUAG
This is a messenger RNA of Triticum turgidum subsp. durum (durum wheat), 1173 nucleotides long. The record is from the annotation of a GenBank genome assembly. Lineage: Eukaryota; Viridiplantae; Streptophyta; Magnoliopsida; Poales; Poaceae.